Molecule: messenger RNA, 1901 nt
Organism: Paralichthys olivaceus (Japanese flounder)
Lineage: Eukaryota; Metazoa; Chordata; Actinopteri; Pleuronectiformes; Paralichthyidae
Source: RefSeq, a predicted model, not a curated record
GAGAUUAAUGCUUGCUUUGACAGUGAGUGGUAGUGCUGGCUGGCUUACUUCAAAUAAAGCAUAUGGACCCAGACAUUUCCACAACAGAACCACUUCCAAAGGUUAAUUUUCUUCUUGAGAAAAAUCAAAACUCUUAAUUUCUAGGUUUGCACAAUAAUAAGCACCACAAUACACCCAACUCCCUAGAUAUUACCUCUACAAUCAGAUUUUAGCACCAUUAAAUGUAAACAUCAGAACAAACAAAAGGGAUUUUUUGUGAGAACACAUGAAAAGUUAUAUUCUGUGUGUGUCUGUCUUGCUGAGCUGAGUAAUUGUGAGUCUAUGGGAUGUCAUAUACUUAGAGGUCUUGGGCAAAGAGCAGAUUUUUCCAUUUGUCUCAUCAGAGCAGGUGUAGAAAUGGUUGGCACGAAACCCAUGGACGUCAUGGUGCCCUCUCCGGCAGUUAAAUUCUUCGGAGCAGGCACUGCCGCUUGCAUCGCUGACCUCGUCACCUUUCCCUUGGAUACUGCCAAAGUCAGACUACAGAUUCAGGGAGAGGCUAGUAAAAUCGAAGGGGCCUGUGUGACAAAGUACCGAGGAGUGUUUGGCACCAUCAUGACCAUGGUGCGCACAGAGGGGCCCAGGAGUCUUUACAACGGCCUGGUGGCAGGACUCCAGAGGCAGAUGAGCUUCGCCUCUGUCCGAAUCGGCCUUUAUGACUCCAUGAAGCAGUUUUACACACGAGGCACUGAGAGCGCUGGGAUUGUAACUCGGCUCAUGGCAGGCUGCACCACAGGAGCCAUGGCUGUGGCUUUUGCCCAACCAACAGAUGUGGUGAAGGUGCGUUUCCAAGCCCAGGUACGACUGGCUGAUGGUGGCAGGAGGUACAACAGCACCCUGGAUGCCUACAGGACAAUUGCGCGAGAUGAGGGAAUAAGGGGCCUUUGGAGAGGCUGCAUGCCCAACAUCACUCGUAACGCCAUUGUAAACUGUGCAGAGCUGGUGACCUAUGACAUGAUCAAGGAACUCAUCCUGAAGUAUGAUCUAAUGACAGACAACCUGCCCUGCCACUUCACAGCUGCCUUUAGUGCAGGUUUCUGCACAACAGUUGUGGCCUCUCCUGUGGAUGUAGUCAAAACACGCUUCAUGAACUCAGGAGUUGGCCUGUACAGCAGCGCGAUCAACUGUGCUCUCACCAUGCUGAGAAAUGAAGGACCCAAAGCUUUUUAUAAAGGGUUCACGCCUUCUUUCUUGCGACUGGGGUCUUGGAACAUCGUGAUGUUUGUGUCGUAUGAACAGAUUAAGCGAGGAAUGACUAGGGCACAGACCUGCUGGGAGUCGCCUUUUUGACCUCAGCUCAUUAGAUUUCAAGGUUGCAGAGACACAAAGGCCUUGCCAUUACCACAGUGCAGCUGAGACCAGUGGUGACCCAUUGUUGGAAAAGGAGAUCUUCAAAUACAAAAAAAGAGCCGGGAGUCCUAGGUCACAUUACUGAAGUGGCUCAGAGGAGAUGCUGAUGCAUAAGAGCUCAUGUUUUAUGAAGACCAAUGGAAGGAAGCAGUGACUCAUCAAACUCCUGAAUCACCAGGGACACUGUGGGCACACCAGCACCCCGCUUUGAAGAUGUAUUUUCAUGUUUACAAGAAUGAACUGUAUCUGCAUUCAGGGCAGGUUUUCCAUGAAAGAAACAGAGAAACUGGAUCAGACAAUAUUUGACCUCAACAGUAAUUAUGUCUAUGUCCUUUACUUUGUCUUCUUGUGGACUGUUUACAAUGUUAACCCUUAUAUAUUCUGCAUGUAGUCAGGAAUUUGUAGGUUCAUCUAUGUGCUACUGAUUGUAAAUAAUGUGAUGUAUCGCUGGUCGAUAAGUCAUAUGAAUAGAAUAUAUUAUACAUGAUAGUGAAAUGAAAAAAAAAAUAAAG